AUGCAGCUUCUCGUCCUGUGGUUUACGUACGUGCUUGGCUCUGCUGUAGCCUCGCCAGCGCCCGCCAGACUCUGGAGCAGUGAAAGUAGCAGGGUCAUUGGAGGAUCCGAUGCCGACAUAGCUAACUACCCCUGGCAACUGGCGUUCGAGUAUAGCGGUUCGCUCCACUGCGGAGCGUCCAUCAUCAGUUCCAACUGGGUGCUGACGGCCGCUCACUGUGUGGAGGGCUAUAGUCUCCCUCUCAUGAGUUUCCGAGCUGGCUCGUCAACUCGAGAAAGUGGUGGCACCGUCCUUCAAGCCUCAUCUGGCUACAUGCACGGAUCUUUCAGUGCCAGAACACUGGAUUACGAUAUUGCUGUUGUACAGGUGUCUGGGUCUCUACUUGGCGACAAUACACAGGCGGUAGAGCUCGCAUCAGACGGAUAUGACCCCCCAGCUGGUCUGGCAGUGACGGUGACCGGCUGGGGACUCACUGUCACUGGUGGGGACGCUCCCACCAAUCUCCAGAAAGUGGACAUCAGCAUCUUGGACCGUUCCACUUGCCGGGACCUCUUUGCGAGUAUGAACACUGUGACCGAGCGGAUGGUGUGUGCUGGUGAGGUGGGCCACACUGUCUGCAGCGGCGACUCUGGCGGUCCUCUUGUCAGCGGUAGCACCCAGGUGGGCAUCGUCUCCUGGGGAUACCCGGACGAAUGUGAGGCGACUCCCGGCGUCUACACCAGUGUUGGGAACUUACGUUCCUGGGUUCGAGCUCUAACUGGCGUUUAACACCCUAUGUGCCUCUACUGGUCUGUGUUUUCUACAAUGAUGUAAACUGUUCUUAACUAUUAAUUCUUCUGGACUAUACCA
This is a messenger RNA of Schistocerca gregaria, 849 nucleotides long. RefSeq names its product trypsin delta-like. The record is from RefSeq and is a predicted model, not a curated record. Gene Ontology annotation, molecular function: serine-type endopeptidase activity. Gene Ontology annotation, biological process: proteolysis. The coding region runs from base 1 to 768 and encodes 255 amino acids. NCBI's taxonomy places the organism in Eukaryota, Metazoa, Arthropoda, Insecta, Orthoptera, Acrididae. The transcript has 2 exons.